Parnassius apollo (apollo) is the source of this 546-nucleotide messenger RNA. Lineage: Eukaryota; Metazoa; Arthropoda; Insecta; Lepidoptera; Papilionidae. The record is from the annotation of a GenBank genome assembly.
AUGAUGAAGAACAUAGCUUCACUUCAUCCACUUCAGUCAACAUUGCUUCGCCAGCACAUGGAUCAUCAACAAUGUCGCCCGGAUCACCUAUAUCAAAAACGCCACCACCGAAGACUACCUCUACCUGGUAGUACGCAAUCCCUUUUCCAGUCUUACUUGGAUAAAAAAUACAGUCAUGACAGACAAGAAGAAGAGGAUCCCAUUAUAAUGUUUUUUAAAAAUCUUGGCCAUACUGUGUCGCAGUUUUCUCCAGAUUUGCGAUUACGUGUGAAAAGAGCCGUGUUCAAUAUCGUUUGUGAAGCGGAAGAAAAUAUUCAAAGAAAUGCGACUGUUAACAUCUCAACCCCUAUUGCAUCAAGUUCUUCAAGCAGGCAAGAAUAUGCAACAGAUGUUGAUGGAUCUAGUUCACGACAGUCAUAUAUAAUUUUAAAUACCAGUCAACUUCAAUCUGUUGAAGGCACUUCACAAAUGGCAACAUCCCCGUUGCAAUCGCAAACUCAAAACUAUGCAAGUCCAUUGAACGAAUAUAUUCGAUUUCAAAAAUAA